Molecule: messenger RNA, 4859 nt
Organism: Dicentrarchus labrax (European seabass)
Lineage: Eukaryota; Metazoa; Chordata; Actinopteri; Moronidae
Product: UDP-glucuronosyltransferase 1A1-like
Exons: 9
Coding region: 189-1862 (557 amino acids)
Molecular function (GO): UDP-glycosyltransferase activity
Source: RefSeq, a predicted model, not a curated record
CCUGCAGCUAAUUCACAGAGGAAUUUCAACAACCCACAUAGAGGAGCCUGAAGGUAGGUGGGGAAGGGGGGAGUGGUUUCCGGGAACAUUCAUAAGGGAACAAGAGGGAUUCAGUUUUUUCCUCACUUUGUCCCUGGUUGUAGCCUGUGUUGGAUUCAGUGAGCUGUAGAUGUGGAGGACAGACAACAAUGUGGAAAGCUGCUCUUUUUGUGCUCCUGCUGCUAAACAUGGACAAGCAGGUGAAUGGGGCUGUAGAUAAGAGUAGGGGGACUGUGGCAGAAAACCCCAGGCCAGAGGAGAAGGUGAAGGCAGAAGAGGCUGAAGGCACCAUCACAGUUCCUGCAAGCAACACUGCUUCCUCAGGUUUUGUGGGGAAAUUGCUGGUGGUCCCCAUGGAUGGGAGUCACUGGGUGGGUGUAAAGGCCCUUGCCCAAGAAAUGGGUCGGCGUGGACACCAGGUCACUGUAGUGAUACCAGAGAUCAACGUACGGAUGGGUCCAGGGAAACACUACGACACUGUGACCUAUCCUGUUCCUUAUGAAAAGGUUUUUAUUGAUUCCGUCAUGUCCUCACACAAGGACAUAAUGAAGAAAUCUGCACAGCCUUUCGUGGAGAAGAUAAGGAAACGAUUCUCACAAAUCCAGAAAAUUACAAACUUUAUCCACACCACGGCGGAAAGCCUGCUGUUCAAUGCCAGUCUCAUCUCACAUCUGGCACAGCAGGGCUUUGAUGCCGUCUUAACAGAUCCCAUGGUGCCCACAGGCUCCUUAAUAGCGCGGAAAUUUGGUGUCCCCACUGUUAAUCUGCUGAGAGGAAUUCCAUGUUCCCUGGAUGUGACGUCUGCAGGCUGCCCCUCCCCGCCCUCAUAUGUGCCUCGCUUCUUCACCGGAUACACAGAUAAAAUGAACUUCAAGCAGAGGACUAUCAACACUUUGGUGGCUCUACUGGAGCCGCUGAUGUGCCGACUGCUGUAUUGGCACUUUGACCACAUAGCUAAUCAGUUCCUGGGAGAGGAGGUGGGAAUAGCUGAAGUGCUGUCAGAAUCUGCCAUCUGGUUGCUGAGGACUGACACCAUAUUUGAGGUCCCACGCCCUCUCAUGCCUAAUAUGGUACAGGUUGGCGGAAUCAACUGCAACAUGAGAAAUCCUCUGCCUGAAGAUUUGAAGUCCUGGGUGUCAGGAGAGCAUGGGUUUAUAGUGUUCACUCUGGGCACCAUGGUGUCAGAUAUGCCAGAAGAGACAACCGCCGUCUUCCUAGAAGCCUUCAGACAGAUUCAACAGAAGGUGAUAUGGCGGUACACUGGGCAGGUUCCUGGCAGUGUCCCGGAAAAUGUGAAGAUGAUGGAAUGGGUGCCUCAGAAUGACCUACUAGCACAUCCUGGAGCUCGGGCUUUCAUCACUCACGCUGGCUCGCAUGGUCUCUUUGAGGGACUGUGUCACGCUGUUCCAAUGGUGAUGGUACCAAUUUCCGGGGAUCAGCCGGACAACGCGCAGAAGCUGGCGAGCAAAGGAGUGGGAGUGGUGUUGGAUAUUUUUUCGAUCACUACAGAGAGCCUUCUUCAGGGGCUGAAAGAUGUCAUCAAUGACACCAGGUAUAAAGAAAAUGUGCAGAAGCUGUCAACUCUCCAUAAAGACCGUGCAGUUGACCCACUCGAUCUUUCAGUGUUCUGGACAGAAUUUGUGAUGCGGCACAAAGGAGCAAAACAUCUCAGACCUGCUGUCCAUGACCUCAACUGGCUCCAGUACUUCUGCCUGGAUGUAAUAACGCUACUGGCUACUGUAGUGUUGAUUUUUGUAAUACUGAUGGUAAAAUGCUUGAAACUAUGCCUCAGGAAAUUGGGCAGGAAGAGGAAGCAGGACUAAUAUGGGGUUACAUUUUAACCUCCAUCUCAGCAACGACACAGUUAAAGCCCCCCUCCACUUUCUUGUUUCUACAGUUGAAUGUUUGUUCUUCACUGUGCAGAGUGAUGUAUGUACAGAGUUUGACACUAGAAGGAUGUUUUCACAAGUGGAAGGUUUCUCUGUGCUCACUGAAAAUCGAUCGCCUAUGAGCAUGAUUUGUGACAUCACAAAUAGUUUGGAAGUCAGUCCCGGUCCAGUAUUCAACUUAUACACUGUGACAUAGAAACUUGAACCAGUGCACAUACACUGAGGGAGGAGACAUCUUGUGUCCAGCAGGAAAUAAUUAGAAAUUAACCAAAUUUGCAUAUUCAGAGACUUUGGAGGUAGAAGGAGUAGAUGACUUUUUAAGAAAUGUGGAAAUUAUUUUUUUUUCCCGACAAAAAAACACAUCUGACACACAUUAUUGUUCCAAAGAGACAAUUUGUAUGUCUUAAUGCGUGUCUGGAGGUGAUCUUUAAGGGAGAUAUAAACCAUUAUAUCAAUACACAUUAGUGAAAAGCCAAGUUGGUUAGGGUUUAAAUGUGUAAGACCAAUAAGGAAGCCAUGGGGUGAUCAAAAAAAACAUUUAAUAAACAGAAAAUACAUUAUAGUAUUAGACUCAAUUAUGUUCUGAGCUUGAGGAAGAGUGAUGAUCAUUUGUGGUCACCCUUCUUUGGUGGGAACAGGACGUACUCUACAGCCAGAGCAACUGUAAAGGCAGCAAAGCCCCACUUGAAUCCACACAGCACAACAUCAGCCAAAGUCACACCACGAGCGAAACCACCUGUAUAUCUCCAAACCUCAUUACUGCAGAGGGAGAGUGACAGAAGACGGAGAGCAGGGUCAGAAAAAUCUGAAUUAUUAAAACGAUCAGAUAUAUUUCAUGUAGGUUUAAAAACUGACCGUGCCCAUGGAUCCUUGAGGCCCCUCCUUGCCAGCCUCUGUUGUGUGACCUCCAGUGGUGUUCCUUGUACCUUCCACAGCCGCCAGUCUGGCAGCUUUGGGUGGCCCCCGUGGUCACCUCCCAUGCUGUAAACAGACACAGAUAUAUGCAAGUUGGCAGUGGCUGUUAAUGGUAAUUGCCCCCUUAGCCCUCAUGUUGUGCCUGCCUGAAAUAAGCAAUGUUCCUCAGAGUUAGAGCAAAGUGAAAAUAUGAGACACUUAAUAAUACAAGUCUCAUCCAGAAGGACUCAGGCCCAAACAAAUUGCCCCCAAACAACAGAAGGAAAGUUCUACUUUAAAAAGUUGCAUGUCCACACCUGAACCACAGCAUAGAUCACAACCUACAGGUGAUAAGUGCUGACUCUUGCAAAUAUAACUUGGAUCAAAUUGUUUGUUUUUUUUCAGCAAGUGUGUUUAUUACUUUUCAGAGAAAACAAAUCACACUACAACAAAUAAUACAGGUGCAAAUCAGAACUGUCACAGUAAGGCUCAUCUUCAAUAAAAUAAACAAACAGGACGGGGUUGUAGCAUGUGAUAUUUGGCACAGUAAGUCAACAUAAGUCAUCCUUAAGAGUCACCAGUGGUCCAAAAGUGAACUUAUCCCGAAGUUAUCCUGAAGAGAAAAGCACUUCAAAUAAAACUAAGCAAAGACAAACAGACGUAUACUAAAUACAUAGCAAUACUCACUUGUUGAUGGUUGACAUACACAGAGCAUGCCUCCAAUGCUUUCCUCCCCUCUAAGAACACCAUAAAAGAUCUCCACAUAUUGUCAAAGACGAGAUAUUUACCCUUUAACGUAAAAGUGAGUUUUUCCAGUGCAAGACAGUCUGACAGUCCUGCAAGCCAGACACUAACAACUUGGAUCAAAUUGUUAUUAAUAUUAAAGCAAACAAAGUUUUUGUGAUCAACGUGUAUUUCCAAUUCUACCUCGAUUUCAUUUUGACCAAAGCUGUGGUUUAUUUCUGCAAACGGCUUGUACAUUCAAAAUAAUGAUGAGUGUCAUCUUAGUACACAUUAAAUAAUAAUGCUGUAAAGAUACACAACUUCAUUUUCCUUUCCAAAGCAUAUAAUUAGCAAAGACAUUUGGAAAAAUUCUCCGUCAGUUGGAGGUAUUUAGGACCUGACCUUAUGGAAGUCAAUGCACGCCUGCUGUCUCUCCACAUUACACUGACUCAACACAUAUUUUUGAUUUCUCAGGACACAACUCUUGUCGUCAUUUAUCUUAUUUUUAUUAAAAUGGAAAGAAAGAAAUUUUAAAAAAUGGAAUUAUUAUUAUUAUUAUUAUUAUUAUUAUUAUUAUUAUAAGUAUCUCAGGACGGCACUAUUUAGGUCUAAAGUCAGACAUUUAAGUCAAAAGUUUUAAAAUAAUACAUUUCUCUGAGCAAGGCUUUCAUUAGAUUCUACAAACUGUAUAUUAUUCUGGCUAUUUAACUUUAAUACUGUUGGCCCUGAAACUGAGUUUCUUAACUAAAGUGAGAUCAAGCACUUUUGUAAACAAAGUAAUCUAUAUUGAACCUAAUUACAACCACUAAUGUUACAUCACAGAUAGGGAUGUAUGAUAAUGACUGGGGACGAUAAAUUAUCGGCUGAUAAUGGGAAAUAGAUAUUAUUAUAAACAAUCCCCAUUAUUAAAUUAUAGCUGAUAAAUAAUUGAUCCAUAAUUGAUUUCAAAUCAAAUCAUCAAGCAAACUGAUUGAUACACUUUAUUUCACUUCACUAGACAAAACAAAUGACCAUUUGAAGAGUCAGAACUGUUGUUUGUUUUUGUUGUGUUAACAAUAAUGAGGUCAGCUAGAUUUGGUUAGAACAGCUUAGACCUUCCUACCAGCAGGUGUGUAAAAACUACAGCUUAUGAAUUUCUUGUUAAAUUACAAAAAGGUAAUCGGUUAUCUUAUCACCUGAAAAACAUCCCUGUUGAGCACCUCUAAUCAUGGAGAUACAUUAUUUCUAUCAAACGUUGUUUUUGUUUUUGUCUUGUAUAGCAAAGAAAAAAAUGUAAUCCAAAAUGCUGUAAAUAAAAUUUGACAUUUCAAUGAA